Molecule: messenger RNA, 1913 nt
Organism: Neurospora tetraspora
Lineage: Eukaryota; Fungi; Ascomycota; Sordariomycetes; Sordariales; Sordariaceae
Exons: 1
Coding region: 262-1785 (507 amino acids)
Source: RefSeq, a predicted model, not a curated record
AACUGGCUCUUGGCGCGUUUCUUGAUUACUCGGAUUCUUCUUCCACGCCAUGCAUCGCCGCCGCCACUAGGUUUACCAAUCGCCUUGGAUCUUGCAUCAAUCAUCCUUAUCGCCCACCCACAGGCAACGUACCUUGCAGAGACGCCGUCACGCCGCCUUGGUGGGCAAGCUGAAGAGAGCAACUGUAGCCGCAACACCACAUCAUCUUUACUUCACAACCGACGGUGUUGGGUAUCUAUCUAGCUUUAACCCCAGCUAAGCAUGGAAGCCCCAUCUUCCUUUUCGACCCCCAAGCGGAAACGCCCUUUACCAUUCGAACCGACAAUUCCCAACCUCAACCAGACCAGGGCCUUGACUGGCUUGACAGGGGAGUUCACAUUCGAACUCGGCUCAUCCACAGAUGCUGAGGACGGCAGUAAGAGUCCGCGGACCACUGUAGCACACAGGCUACAGCACCUCUUCCUAAAUGGCGGGGGCCUCGGCGGUACCUCUACCGGUGGGGUCUUUGGUGGUGGAGGCAUUGUGCCUGUGCGAACAUCAGUGUCGACGGCGUCGCAACCGUCCCUGUCGCAACCACAGCAACCAUCGUCGCAAACUCACCAGCAGUAUUUUGGCUACCCCUUCCCACGCGUGUCACGGUCGCGAGACAUGCAGGAAGUCGAUGAGGACCAUGGGCGACCAGACGGGCCCCGUAAACGAGUCAAACUCCCCGAUCGAGACGUUGACAUGACGGGUGUUGCCGGAACCCCAAUGCGGCCUCCCGCUUCGACGAACAAUGGCAGGACACCCUUUGAAGCCGCCGGAGCGACUCCAAGUUCUUCAAUGCCACCGCCUUCGACUCCCGUAAGUCAACAAUCAGGCGCGGUCAUUACUCCGGAUGGACCAUCUCCAAAGCGGCGACUGGCGCCCAAGGGCGUUCAGUUCAAUAUGGACCCCACCGAAAAUCAACAUUCCGACAACAUGGGCACAACAAGCGGUACAAGGGACACCCAAACACCAAACAACGCUAUCCAAAUACCCUCUUCCUCGCCCCUCUCGUCCAUCACCAAAGCGGUCGGUCACCCCAAUUCUACACCAACCCAGAGACCUUUAGCGCCGAAGCCGGCCAACAUCAGUAUGGCUCCACCGUCAUCGUCGUCAGCAGCGGCCGCAACCAAGAAGCCUCGCAAAUCGAAAUCACCUCCCCUCCAACCUCAACCGGCCGCAUCCACCUCGACGUCCUCCCCCAACUCACCUACCAUAAUCGAUCCGCUCCGCGCCAGCCUCACCUGGCAAGAUUCCGAAAUCACCGUCUACGACCCGGACGACAGCGACGAUGACGGUACCGGUAUCAACGGCAUCGGCUUCAAGCCCACCCCGGAGAUGGAACACGCGCGCAGGAUGAAGCGCAAGAAGCAGCUGGCCGAGUAUCGCAAACGCGAGAUGGGCGAGGCUCGCGCCAGGAGGAAAGAGCGAAGAGCGGGUGCUGACGGAUUGGUGGGGAGCGGCACUGAGGGUGGUGGAGGUGGUAGUGCUGGACCCAAGGGCAAGGAUGCCAUUGCGACUGCUAAGGGCAAGCUGAAGGCUGAGAAGAGAAGGGUCAGGUUUUUGGAGACGGUGACGAGGACGGUUGUUGAGAUGCCGCCACCGCCACCGGUUACGACGAUGGAGGGUGUGACGCAGACUGAGACGGCAGCUGCGGCGGAGGGUCAAGGAGGUUCAGGAGGGGAUGAUGGAAGUGGUGGUGAUACAAGCGUCUCUGGUAUGGCUGGCGCUGGCGCUGACCCUGCUGUGGUUGAGGCUUGAUGGACGGGCCUUUUUUUUUCUCGCUUAUGGCUCUUCUGUUUGUCAGGCAAGCAAGUUAUUCGGUUGGGAUGAACAACUCAUGGCUUACCUUAGUUCAUUGGCAAGUUUGGCGUUUGGGUGAGGGAUUG